GCGGCGCGUGUUGUAUUUACAGAUUUCUUGCGUUUGUUCAUCAUUAAUUAAUUGAAAGUAGAAUAAAAUAUAUUGUUGUGUGAGAAACAAUGGCUUCGAUUAGCUUGUUAAACCCAAAGGCUGAAUUUGCGCGCGCCGCACAGGCUCUUUCCAUCAACAUCAGCGCCGCCAAGGGCCUGCAGGAUGUGAUGCGUACCAAUUUGGGGCCGAAGGGCACAGUGAAAAUGUUGGUCUCUGGCGGCGGCGACAUCAAGAUCACCAAGGAUGGUAAUGUUCUAUUGCAUGAAAUGCAGAUUCAACAUCCCACUGCAUCGAUGAUUGCACGCGCCAGCACUGCCCAGGAUGAUUCCACUGGUGAUGGCACCACCUCGACGGUGAUGCUGAUUGGUGAGCUGCUGAAACAAGCUGAUCUCUAUCUGUGCGAGGGCUUGCAUCCACGCAUUAUGACCGAAGGCUUUGAGAAGGCACGCGACAAGGCACUGGAGGUUCUUGAGGCGGUCAAGGUGCCUGUCGAGAUCAACAAAAAGACUCUCACAGAAGUGGCCAACACAAGCUUGAAGACUAAAGUGCAUCCAGCGCUCGCCAAUUUACUGACCAGCGUGUGCGUAGAUGCCGUCAUGACCAUCAGCAAUGAGAAGCAGCUACCUGUUGAUCUGCACAUGGUCGAAUUGAUGGAGAUGCAGCAUAAGACCGAUACGGACACGCAGCUGGUGCGUGGCCUGGUCAUGGACCAUGGUGCACGUCACCCUGACAUGCCCAAGCGUCUGGAGAAAGCUUACAUCCUGACUGCCAAUGUGUCGCUGGAGUACGAGAAGGCCGAAGUGAACUCUGGUUUCUUUUACAAGACCGCCGUGGAGCGUGAAGCGUUUGUGCGUGCUGAGCGCGAGUUCAUCGACCAGCGCGUAAAGAAGGUUAUUGAGUUGAAACGUCAGGUGUGCGAUGGCACCGACAAAACAUUCGUCUUGAUUAACCAGAAGGGCAUCGAUCCCAUGUCCCUGGAUGCCUUGGCCAAGGAAGGCAUCCUGGCUCUGCGUCGUGCCAAGCGCCGCAACAUGGAGCGUUUAGCUUUAGCCUGCGGUGGCACGGCUAUGAACUCGUUCGACGAUCUGCAGGAGGAACAUCUGGGCUAUGCUGGCGUUGUUUACGAGCAUGUGCUUGGUGAGAACAAAUACACGUUUGUCGAGGACUGCAAAAAUCCGAUGUCGGUGACCAUUCUGAUCAAGGGGCCCAAUAAGCACACCAUCACUCAGAUCAAGGACGCCAUUCGCGAUGGUCUGCGUGCAAUCAACAAUACGAUUGCAGACAAGGCGUUGGUACCCGGCGCUGGCGCUUUUGAGAUUCGUGCCUAUAAUGAGCUUACCAAGUACAAGGACACAAUUAAGGGCAAGGCUCGCCUUGGCGUGCAGGCCUUUGCUGAUGCACUGUUGGUGGUGCCCAAAACAUUGGCCAUAAACAGUGGCUACGAUGCACAAGAGACCAUUGUUAAGUUGACGGAAGAAGAUCGCCUGAAUCCCGAAUUGGUGGGUCUAGAUCUGAGCACAGGUGAGCCCAUGAAACCUGUCGAUAUGGGUGUUUACGACAACUACAUUGUGAAGAAGCAGAUCCUCAACUCCUGCUCGAUUAUUGCCAGCAAUUUGUUACUGGUCGACGAAGUGAUGCGCGCGGGCAUGACGAGCCUCAAGGGCUAGUGUUGAACUUUCCAUCUCGCACAACAUAACUUAUUAUUAACCAAGUUGUCUCACACACAUAAACACACACACACAAGUCACACACACAUUUAAACGGAUAUAUGUAACUAACAAAAAAAAUUCAAUAUCGCGCUCUGUAUUCGAUCCCCAAACAACGCUGAAGAACAACAAAUGGAUAGAAUGGUUCAACUUAAUAUGUGCUCUUUCUUUUUUUAUACAUAAAGAACCUUAACACUAAUAAUUACUUAAUACAGAACCAUUGGUUUAAAAAAAAUAUA
This is a messenger RNA of Scaptodrosophila lebanonensis, 1966 nucleotides long. RefSeq names its product T-complex protein 1 subunit zeta (gene CCT6). Gene Ontology annotation, molecular function: ATP-dependent protein folding chaperone; ATP binding; ATP hydrolysis activity. The record is from RefSeq and is a predicted model, not a curated record. The transcript is spliced from 2 exons. The coding region runs from base 90 to 1688 and encodes 532 amino acids. Gene Ontology annotation, cellular component: chaperonin-containing T-complex. Gene Ontology annotation, biological process: protein folding. NCBI's taxonomy places the organism in Eukaryota, Metazoa, Arthropoda, Insecta, Diptera, Drosophilidae.